Molecule: messenger RNA, 3481 nt
Organism: Strongylocentrotus purpuratus (purple sea urchin)
Lineage: Eukaryota; Metazoa; Echinodermata; Echinoidea; Camarodonta; Strongylocentrotidae
Product: MFS-type transporter SLC18B1
Exons: 14
Coding region: 247-1755 (502 amino acids)
Biological process (GO): transmembrane transport
Molecular function (GO): transmembrane transporter activity
Source: RefSeq, a predicted model, not a curated record
CUGAAUUGCGCAAUCGCACCGCAAAAAUGAGGGUCAAGACUCCGGUGUAAUUAUGAAUGAAAGCUCAUUUCUGUCGCUUGCUUUGAUUCUCUAGACGGCAGUGGCAGGACCCAAUCAAUACAUUCGAUGGUUUUCCAGAGACCGAUUCUGAACUAUCGCAAUCUGACCUAGCUCUAAUUGAGAUCUGGAUUGGAUGCCCAUACAACAAGCAGAUACCAUCAGUAGUACACCACAUGUACAUGUACUAUGGCAGACGACGCAGACAAACUCCUACCAAAUCACAAUGCUGACCAUGAUUCAAAGAACAUCCAAGUCCAAGACCUUUUUGAUGAUCUCGAGCAAAGUCCUGACAAAGGAAUCGGAUCCAGCUCAGACAGCAUCCAUGACUCAAACAGCUCGGCAGGAGGUGGUGAGAAUGGAACAGAUGAGAAAAAAAAGACACCGAUGACCCUAGCUCAGAAAUUGACCUUUGUUGGGAUCGCAAUUGCCUACAUGUCUGUGUUUACAUCAUUCUCUGUGCUUGCCCCUUUCUUUCCUUAUGAGGCACAGAAGAAAGGUGUAAACCUAACUGAAACAGGGCUUGUCUUUGGCAUUUUCUCUCUCGUCAGUUUCAUAGCAUGUCCGAUAUGCGGCAAAUAUCUUCCUGUCGUAGGAGGAAAAUUCAUGUUUCUGAGUGGGUCUUUUGUGGCUGCUGGGUGCAAUAUAUUGUUUGGGGUUUUGGAUAGGAUCGAUGGUAAGACCAUGUUCUUGACCUACUGUUUUGUAAUUCGUACCGUGGAAGCCCUUGGAUCGGCUGCUACUUUAACAGCAGGCAUGGCGAUCUGUGCCAAUGUUUAUCCAGAAAACGUUGCUCAAGUGAAUGGUUUUCUUGAGUUAUUUCUUGGCCUUGGAUUUGCAGUUGGUCCCCCUCUUGGUAGUUUAUUUUAUGGAAUCGGAGGCUACGAGCUUCCAUUCAUAGUCUUAGGCUGUUCAUCUAUAGUGUUUACCAUCCUGAAUAUAUUCAUCAUUCCAAGUACAUCAUCAUCGAGGGAAGAGGACAGUCGCCCGGGAUCUGUUCUAGAGGUACUGAAGAUACCUGCUGUGUGGCCUGUGCUUAUUACUAUUGCAUGGGGAAGUGCCUCCUAUGGGUUCUUUGAUCCAACCCUAGCUCUUCAUCUAACAUCUCCUCCACUGAGUGUUGAAUCAUCCUUAGUUGGUGUGAUGUUCUUGUUGAUUGGAGGAACGUACGCCUUGUUUGCUCCUGUGUGGGGCUAUGUAGCAGACAAAACGAAAACCACUCGCCUCAUGAUGGCUUUAGGAAGCUAUUUCACUGGGAUUUCCUAUCUGUUGGUUGGUCCAAGCCCCCUUCUUAAUCUCCCAAGUCGGUUGUGGAUUGUCAUCGUAGCACUUGGAUUUCAAGGUUGCAUCUGUGGAAUUUGUAUCAUGCCAGCACUUCUAGAUCUAUUUUUAAGUGUCAAGUGGUAUGGGCACCCUGAUGAUCUUGCAACACAGUCUAUCAUAUCUGGACUCUUCAAUGCCGCUUAUUCCUUAGGGAGUUUUAUCGGACCAACAGCAGGAGGCGCCUUAGUUCAGCAGAUUGGAUUUGUUUGGACAUCAACAUAUAUCGCUGGUGGAUGCUUUGCCGUCAUGAUUAUGGUCUGUCUGUUUGGUGUGUGGGAGUUUCAAUGUGGAAAGGGGCGAAGAAAACCUAGCCACAUGAAGAAUGCUGCCAAUGGUGAACUUCCAGGUGAUGAACAGCACAUUGUCAAUGCUUGAAUGGAGCUCUUGUUCCAGUAUUAAAUUAACCUCGCUCCAGAAUGUAUUUGCCACUGCCAACUCAAUAAUUUGUUUUGUGUGUGUUAUCUGAGACUAGAUAUUAAAGCCUUACAGUACUUUACUCCUGCAAAAACAUAAGUAAAAUUCACGUUGUACUAAUAGCAAUCAAUAACUUGUAUUUAAGAUUAGAAAGAAAAAUAUUCUUUUCUAUGUUUGCUCCAUUGUUGGAUGUAUAACAUAUAGAGCUGUUGGGUCAUGAAUGAAUAAUUAAAUGUACCUUUAAUGUUCAUCCAGUAUACAUAUCAAAUACUUUGUGGAGUAUAUUUAUUUGAUGGCUUUGCAUGAGUGGGAUACAGGAAUAUUUUGCUUGAGCUGUGACAAUAUCGAGAACAGUAUAUUUUUGUAUCACACCAAAACAAAGCCAUACAGUAUUAUUAUUAUCAUCUUUAUCAGGCUGACUAGCGUAAUAACAAAAUUUGACUUAAUUGGUAAAUAUGGCUUUGUUUGGUGAUAUCAAUAUCAAUAGUUGGAAGUUUCUGGAUGACUAAGCAAUUAUGAAAAUAAUAUUGAUCACUCAUCCGGUUACUGCACUAAAGAUAGUGAAUACACUGAUUUAUCGUACCAUUUGGAAGCCUUAUAUAGAUAAUAAUAUUUUCUAUUGAACAAUAUCUUGUAAUGUUGGUCUCUUCUUCCAAAGUAUUAUGGGUAACGAGGUACCCAUAAAAAGACACCUAGUGAAGUAUUUCUCAAAGAAAUAUACUAUUUAGAGGAUUACUAUAUAUUUUUAUGCCUGUGCAUGUGACUAGGGCAUAUGUUUAUAAUUUUUUUUUACUGGUUUUUCAACUUUAAAAGAAAAAUCAUGUACUCAUGUAUUCAACCAAGAGGGAAAAUGCCCAUCACAUCAUUGUAGUACUUUAAAGAUUAAGAAUGAAGUUUGAGAUUCAUAAUUUAGUAUUAGUCUCAAAUACUGCCAUUCAUAUAUCAUUUAUGUAUUGUAUUCUAUUAAUUGUGUCAAUCCAAAGAUAUUUAUCAUAACUGUAUAAAUAAAAGCUUUAGUACUUCUGUCUGACAUCAGCAAGUGAGAUUAACAGCUACUUAUAUUUCUCAGGCUAUUUAAAAUUAAAAAUGUAUAAACAUGUAUAUGUAUGUCAUGUUCUUUGCUGCUUCCCCUAUAGCGCUAUACAUGUAUGUGAUGGGGUUGAAUAAACCAAAGCAAAAUACUUCGGUCAAAAUAUCAGAUUUUUUACCUUUCAUUUUGCAAGGUAUUAUCAUUUGACAGUAUGGAUAUUUCAAAACAUUGUUAGUAUUUAGUAUUUUUAGUAUUUAGUAUUUAUUGUCCAUUUCUGGAUAUUUGAUUUUCACUGGUGUAACAUAUACAGAUUAACAUUUACUAAUGUAUUUACAAAAAUGUAGACAUUAACAGUGAAUACACAAGGUUUAACAUAUGAUUAAGCACAGAUUAACAGAGGAUCGAAUGUUGUUUUAUAAACACUAAUUCAGAACAAUAAUGGCUGAAUGUAAUUAACAAAAAUCCUCCAAAAAGAAUGAAAUUAAGGGUAAAUCCAACAGAAACACCAGUGAAGGUUGCCACAGUGCGGCGCCCGUUUGCGUUUUAAGUGCUAGAGAAACGACAUUGUUUAAGUUUUCUCUAAUGGUCUUAUUUAUUUGAAUGAAAUCCAACCCAAAUAGACAACUACUCUAACAGAAAAAUCAGAAAAGCACAAUG